CAAAGGAUGGAGAGAACACGUCAUUGCAAGGAUGCACAUGGGCAAGCGAUUAUCUCGAGGAGUUCGGAUCUACAUAAUGAAUCCCUUGAUGUCGAAGGGAAAGAGAUGAGAAUAAUAUAUAGCAGAAGGAGAAGGACUCUUCAAUUCACAGGGUACGAUCUUGAAUACUUGAGUCGAAUUAGGAAGAUAGUAGCGAGUGAGUGAUCCGCGUUCAUCGAUCGAUCCAAGAUGAUAAUAGAUGAGAGCCACGAGGUCUACAGAUUCUACUCAGCUCACGCCGAAGUUGCCAAGAGUGGAAUAUGGGAUCCUCAAAAUCACAAGUAUUAUUACUGCGACAUAACCCAAGGAUCGUUCCACAUUCUGGAUCUGAUCGACAUGUCACGAGAAGAUUACUCUGUGGGGCUUAAGAUCGGUGCGAUGGCACUGAUCGAAGGGGGUACGGGGCUUGUCAUGGCUGUGAGGGACGGAUUUGGAAUCUGGGACUUUGCCACGAAGAAAUUCGAGUUGGUUGCGACUCCAUACGGGAUUAACAGUGGAUGGAGGAUGAACGAUGGCAAUGUCGAUUCCAAAGGUCGAUUUUGGGCUGGCCGUCUCUUUGACACAGAUGAGACCAAGCCUGGAAUGAUCUACCGACUGGAGCUGGACGGCAAGACAGCCACUCCUGUUAUUGAUGGAAUCUGCUGUACCAAUGGAGUUUUGUGGAGUCCUGAUAAUAAGCGCAUGUAUUGCGGAGACAGCACACACAAGAAGAUUUACGUCUGGGAUUAUGAGGAAGAAUCAGGCACUCCAAGCAACCAAAGACUGUUCUUCGAUACUGCAAGCUACUUCAGCGGUGUUCCUGACGGAGCGAAUAUUGACAGCGACGGAUACCUUUGGGUGUGCUUCUAUGAUGGCAACCAUUUGGUCAGGAUAUCACCUGAUGCCAAGGUGGACAGAGUGUACAACAUGCCCGUGAAGCGGCCCACGCAGCCCGUCUGGUUCGGAGAAAACAUGGACGAGCUGCUCGUCACAAGUGCCAGCAAAGAUGUCAACAGGAACAUGUGGCCAGAGAGUGGAAACAUUCUGAAGCUGCACGCUGGUGUUCAAGGCCAGUUAAAAAACAAAUACCGACUUGCUUCCGCACCAAAACCAAAUCCACUUCCACAAUUCACAAUUGAUCUCCACAUCAAGGGAACCGUUGCAGCGCUGAGAAGCUUCUUAUAGAUCAUACACAAUCACAAUACGUGGUUUGUGCUCGUGCACUCUAAACUGAGUUACUUGUUAGUAACCCUGGGCUCACGUUUGGAGAUCCACUUGUAUGGCUUCAAGAAGACUUCUAGAGAUACCAGAUACUAUCAGAACGUAAUGACCUGCCCAGGAUGUUCAUUGAGUCUGAUAGGAGUUAACAACCUGAAGCUCACUAACCUUUAUAUGCAAAAUAGUCUGAAUACAGCUGAAAUAAUAAACUCGAUCUACUUUGCAUU
Molecule: messenger RNA, 1463 nt
Organism: Marchantia polymorpha subsp. ruderalis
Lineage: Eukaryota; Viridiplantae; Streptophyta; Marchantiopsida; Marchantiales; Marchantiaceae
Source: the annotation of a GenBank genome assembly